UCUAAGGCUCAAGUUAAGAUGUUGUUUAGUAUAUGUCGUUUACAUAUUUGUAUAUAGUGAUAAAAUGUUCGCGUAUUUAUUAGUUUUAGUUUAUAUAUAAUUUCGAGUGUGGAUGCACAGUUUAGUGUAAUAAAAUUGGUGAAAGAGUGUUGUGCAAAAUAUAUAAUAAUAUUAAAAGCUGUUAUAUAUACAUACAUAUAAGUGAAGGAAAAAGUGCACUUUAUUAGAGACUGUCUUGAUACAGUAUUGUAAUGUAUGGAAGUUUUACUAACUCACACCAUUUAAACAUUAUCAGUAAAUAUCCUUAAUUAUAAAAACAGUAUUAAUUUCUCAUUACAUUUCAAAUGCUAUGCACAUAAUAAUUAUUUACUGUGCGAAAGUUAGCUUGCUUUAAAAAUAUGUACUCGUAUAUUGAUGUCUUUAGUAGUUACCAUUGUUAUGGUCGCACCCAUUUUAGUAACUGAAGCGGUUUGGUUUUUUAAUUUUGUUUUUUUUUUUUAAGUGUCACGCAAAUUACGAAAUUACGGUUUUUUUCUUCGUGUGAAAUUGCAAAUUGUGCUGUGCGCUGGAGUGAAGGUAAAAUACCAGUACCAAAGCGAAGUCAAAUAAAAAAAAAAAUAUAUCGAUUUGUAAUUCUUGCCAAAAAGCAAUGGUCAUAAUAACAACUCCAUUCUUUUUAUGCACUUAAUGGGCAUAAAGUCUACAGUCUUCUCUAUCAAACAGUCUGUUGGGCCUGUAAAGCGCAGCUAGCUAAUGUGUUUUGUUUAUGAAAUAAAAAUAAAUAAAUAAAAAAACUUUAUAUGCAAUGUGGCUAAUAUAUAAUCAGCAAAAGUGUUCCACAAAUGAUUUUGUACUGAGAAAAAGUAUCGUCUCAAUGAUUCCAAAAUAUCAUUACAAAAUACACUUUAUUAUUGGCUUACUACUCCUGCCAAUAAUAACCUCCGCCCAUAAUUGUCAACAUUUUCAUCCUAAAGCAGAUGAUGUUAUCCAUGGCGUCCGCAUCGAGACGGCUGAUUCACCAUUACACCCACAGCAGACAACCACACAUAGUUUACAAAAGCGAAGCACCGUUACCGCUGACCAACCGCUACGAAUUUUACUCUUCUACGAUGAAUCUGUCUUCAGAUUGGAUGAAGAUAAGUUCGAGUUAAUCAAUAACACAGUAUUACCAGAGGCUGUACAAUUUUGGGAGCAAGCGCUGAUGGUGCGCGAGACAAAGGGUGUUAUUAGGCUGAAUAGAAAAUGCAACAGCACGCAAGUCUUCGUGAAAAACGGCCUGACCCAUUGCAUCGACAACUGUAAAAAGACGACAAUGUGCGGCGAGGUUGAAGUGCCGAAGGAGCAUUUAGAUGUUUGUCGCGUAUGCAAUGCGACUGGACAAAAUUGUCGAAACGAUGAGACCACACAGGCCGGUGAGGGCAUUGAAAAUGCUGACUUCAUUUUCUACGUCUCGGCACGUCAAACGGAACGUUGUCAUAAAGGAUUGACAGUAGCAUAUGCAGCGCAUUGCCAACAGGAAGCGCAUUUGGAUCAACCAAUUGCGGGACAUGCCAAUUUGUGCCCGGAAAGUAUAAGCACUAAGCCACAGGAACUGCAAACUUUAUUAUCUACAGUGAAGCAUGAAAUUCUACACGCACUUGGGUUCUCGGUUAGUCUAUAUGCCUUCUUCCGCGAUGAUGAGGGGCGGCCAAGAACGCCGCGUAAGCCAGAUACAGGGAAACCUUAUUUAAAUGAAAAAUUACAAAUCCAUCAAUGGAGCAAUGAGACAAUACGUAAGGUGGUACGUGAAAAUUGGGCAGUACGCGGUGGUCAUGUACGUAAAACCAUCGAUAUGAUGGUGACCCCGCGCGUUGUUGCGGAAGUGCGUAAACAUUUCGACUGUCCUAUAUUGGAGGGUGCCGAAUUGGAAGAUCAAGGUGGCGAGGGCACAUCCCUAACACACUGGGAGAAACGUAUUUUAGAGAACGAGGCAAUGACAGGUACACACACACAAUCGCCCGUAUUUUCACGCAUUACUUUGGCUUUGAUGGAGGACUCUGGUUGGUAUCGUGCGAAUUAUAGUAUGGCAGCACCAUUAUCAUGGGGUAAAGGUCUUGGUUGCAAUUUUGUUAUGCGCAGUUGUAAGGAUUGGAUACAAGCGAAUAAUGGCAGAAAGUCUAAUGAACGAGAUAAUUGGCUGGGAGGCCGCUCAAUUCAUCCAUUUUGCUCGAAGGUAAAGCAGGACCCCUUGCAAACAGAAUGCACCGAUGAUCGCAAUUCAGUUGCUUUAUGCAAUCUAAUACGCCAUGAUUACGAAUUGCCCAAGAAAUAUCAGAACUUUGACAGUAUAAAUCAUGUGAAGAGCGGUGAAGAAGGCUACUACGGUGGCUCUGUAUCAUUGGCUGAUCACUGUCCCUAUAUACAGGAGUUCACGUGGCGUAGUAAGAAUGUAGUUGUGCGUGGCUCGCAUUGUCGCUUUGUCGAGAAUAAUCCAAAACCAGAAAAGAAUUUCGCCCUCGAAAGCUAUGGCAUUGGUUCGAAAUGCUUUGAUCACAGCGAUUUCAUGUGGGAAGAGCGUUCAUGUCAUCAGACGCGUGAAUGGCAACACUGGGGUUCCGGUUGCUACAAAUAUGAAUGCUCCGAUGGACGCUUGCAUAUAAUAGUGGCAAAUUACACGUACACUUGUUUCUUCCCGGGUCAGACACUUUCGAUACGCAUCAAUGCGAAUGGUUGGCUACAUCGUGGCGCAGUGAUUUGUCCGCCAUGUCAGGAGUUGUGCGGUGAAGUCUUUGCCGAGAGGGAGGAGCAGUGUCGCAUGCGCGAAGAAGCACCGCCGGCUAAUAAGUAUCCACGUGAUACGCUGACGUGUGCAGCGUGUCGCGGUGUGGCUAUCUGCCAAAUAUUAUUGUUUGUUGCCAUAAUUGCUGCAUUUAGUUUGCGAAAUGCGCAUACGCAUUUGCUUGGUUAUUUUGGGUAAAAGCGCUGCUUUUGCCAUCAAUUUCGUUUUGUUUUGUAUUUUAAUUUCGGGGUUGUCUACAGUGGAAAGCAUAAUAAUUUCCUUAGUUGCGUUAAGUAUAAUGUGUAAAGUAACUGUAAGUUCAGAUAGGAGAAGCAAAUAUUUUGUGUUAAAUUACUUCAAGUACAUAUAAUUAAAUUAUUUAUAAGUGAUUUGAGCCCGAAUCUGACAGAUCUGACAAAACUCAUAACAUUAAAAAAUCAAUAGGUAGGUAGUUCGUGCAUAUACGGAGCAUAGUUUUAGGCGCACGAAAAGAGAAAGUUUGAACAAAAAGUUUGUCAGUGUCACAUUAUUAUACCCGACUGUACCGUGUACACAGAGUAAAAGGUUGUGUGCAAUUAACUGUUGCAUGCAUGUGGUAGUGUGCUAAAAUGUGGAAAUAUACGCGUAAAUAUAUUAAGAUUUCGAGAAUGAAACGAUAAAACAAGUCGAUUUAGCAAAAGCUAAAAUCAAUCAAAACCGAUGAGAAAGUAGCACUCAUAGCUUCAAAAUUUAAUCCAUAUGAAGAGCUUACUACCAUUUAAACAUAUUUGAGCGUAAUAUGAAUGUAACAUACUCACACUUUUCAUCGUUGACUUUAAUUCUCCAGUCUUUUUUCGAUGACAACUAAAUGGUCUCCAAUUACUUUCGAUGCUUUUGUCGGGCGUUUAUAACGGAAUAAUAUGCCAGUGUCAUCUACGUAAGUGGAUGUUUGUAUAUCCCGAUUGACUGUAGUGUAUAUAAUGUAUAAUAUAGACCCAUAGGGAGUGAUAAGUUCCGAUUGCUUUACGGUAAAUGUCUUGUUAGGCGGAUAUGACUCAAAUAUAUAGGCAAGGUAUUAUACAUUUUGUGUAAUAAAUCUUUGUUUCAAACCCUGUCAAGAAAUAUUGUACAGCAAUACUCGACGAACUCGAAUGCCUUUUUAUUGACCUGUUCUGUAGUACUAUGUUUUGCUGAAAUCUGAAACUGCGCAUGGUCUUUACCUUUACAAGCAGUAGGCUUUGUUAAUUCGUUAAUCUUUAUUCGGUGAUUUUGUACGUGUAUUUUUUUUUUAAAUAUUAACAAAUUGUAACAUUCAAAUAAGGUCUUUUUGAUCAUUUUUUUACCACUGUUAAUUAUUUUAACCCUUUGUUAAAGUUGAACCAACUGUUAGUUAGACUAAUAAAAUAUCUUAAAAAGGAAAGAAAGAUUUUAACGCCAUAAUCGCAAAGCCAAAAUAAUAAAUGCACAUACGGUUGCUUUCAAGCACUGGACUUUCCAGAAGGGCGCUCGCUGCCAAUAUCCUAAUGGCCAUCAACUUUAAUGGAUAUGAUAAGUUAUCAAUUAUGUCUGCAAAUGCUUAGUAAAACUGCUUGAUUCACAAUCAUUGAAAACCUCCGUACAACCAAAACAGUCGGGUACCUAAUGUUCGGUUCUAUACGAAUUUAGAUAUUUUUUUAUAUAAAUUAGUGAGUUAUUGGAUUAAAAAGCCUAUUAGACUAACUGAAAAAAUAUAGAUAAUUAAAGAAAUUUUCCAAAUUAUAUUAAUAAAUAAUGACAAGAUAAAUUGUAAUAAGCUCAAGACUGAGAUCACCAUAUUAGGUACUCAAAAUUACAAUAUUAUUGCCUCCAAAAUUGGCUAGUAAGACAUACCCUAAAACGAUAUAGUUAUUUCAAGUUUGAUUUGGUGAGCAAACUCCCAUACAUAUAUAUUGAUAUACCAAUAUCAUACACACGAUAUAGAUUUAAUAAUGUUAUAAAGUAAUGUAUUUUAAAAAGAGAAAAAAUUAAUUACAUAAUUUUAAUUUUUGUAUUAUGGAACGUGAUUUUGUGAUAAAUUCUGUGCCGACAAUGCCAAAAAAGAAAAUUAAACUCCAUUUGAUAAAGUUCACAUAUGUAUAGUUGUAUUUGGUAGAGUUUUCAAAAUUGGAAAAUUACACAGCUCAGCUCAAUAGCGCUAAAAGCAUGUAUUUUACGCUUUAUCGGCACAGAGUGGUUUGUUCUUUAUUUAACUAUAGUUGAACAUUCGAUCAAGUGUUUUAUGAAUUGGAGCCAUUGUACGAUAACUGAAAUUCCAUUGUUGUUGUAAAUAGGCAAUUAAAUAAUAUACUAUGGGCAUGCAAAAAUAUUUUAAUCUUACUGAAAUAAGUCACUUUCGUUCCUCUGCCAAUUUUAUAAAGGGAUUUCCCAUAAAAAUUGGUAUUUUGAAUAGCCUGCAAAUCCGGUAGAUAUCACUUUUGAAGAUGUAAUUUUCCGACACUUAACAAAUAAAACCCAUGCAAAUAAUAAAAAUGGAACCAUACACGCUUCAACAACGCAUUGAAAUUAUUAAAAUUCAGUACAAAAAUUUAAUAGAAAAAUUACCCUAUCUGAUGAGAGUCAUUGCCACCACGACGGUUACGUCAAUAAACUGACUCGGAAAACCUAAGAUUUAUUGUUGUAAAGCCUUUCCACCCUCAAUGUGUAACGGUUUGGUGCGGUUUAUAAUCCGGCGCGAUGAAAUGACUUUUUAAGACUGCAAUUGGAUGGUAUGGAUCUGGAAAACGAUUAUUUAUGACAAGGCGACUCUACGUUUCCCACAAACAACAAAGCCAUGAAUCUUUUAAGAGGAAAGUUUCUUCGAAUAUCAAACUCCAACUUUUAUUGGAAAACCCUUUAUUAAUGCUCUCCAAAGUUGCUUUUUAACAAAUACACAAAGCGCACUUUUCUCGCUCGUUCUUUAAUAAAAAUCCUGCACAAUACGCCACAAAAGUCAAUUGCACAAAUUAUUGUGUCUAUUUUCGCUUUCUUCAAAAUUUUUCCCCAUGAGUAAUUCGUUUACAGUUUGAAAAUCGUGCUCCGCCCAUAAGAUAUUGCUUAGUUGACAAUUUUUACAUUUUUAAUCAACAUACACACAUAUAUACGAAAAAAUACUGAUAUUCAUAUAGUAUAUACUAAAAAGACAUGCAUACACAUGUUUUGAAACAAGUUGGCAGCUAUUUAGCCCAAACAACCUACUAUUUGAUCGGCAUUAUAACCAAAAUUUAAAUAUCAUCACAGCACUACUAAUUGUUGCUCUAAAUAAGCAUAAUUCAAAAUGUGAUUUAUUUUAUAAAUUUAAAUAAAGUUUUACUUUAAAUUGCUGUUGGUGAAAAAAAGGCUUGUAGAGAAAUUUAAAUAUUAUAUGUACAUACAUUCCCAUUUCAUCACGUUCCCCACUAGAACAUGUCCUACGAAUAUAUGUGGUAUUUACUACAUUAUAUAGAUUAAAUUUAAACAUCGCAUACUCAGUGUAAUUUUAUGUAUAUGAAAGCAUUUUAACUGCCUACUGUAAGGCUCAAUAUUUUAGUAAUUAAUUUAAUGUGUAAAAUAAAUACAAAAACACAAACUUGUAUAAGUAAAUAAGCAACUUAUAGCGAUGCUAUUUAAGGGUGCCACAUACAGGUUUUAAAGAAUAUAAUUAUUAGUAAGUAACUUUAGGAGAAAUAACGAAUUUUAAAAUGAGCAUUUAUAAUUUUUCUAUGUAUCCAUAAAAUAUUUUUCUAUUUCAUUUUUAUUUUGUAUGAUAUGUAUGCUUUAAGGAAUCUGUAUAAAAGAAAAAUUGUUGAAAUUGUUAUUAAUGUUUUAAUUAGUUAUUUUAUUCAUUGAUCAUAUCUGGGGAUGCCAAAAUUUUUUUUACAAACGUGUAACUCACAUAACCAUCCAUACAAAUUUUUCGCAAAAAAAUGUUUUUUUUUUUGUUAUAAAGCGAUAGUUUUCAAUAUAGUAUUUUUUAUUCUGAAGUUUUUCAUUUUAUUUGAAAUGUGAACUGUCGAGCUGUGCAAAAUAUGUAAACUAAUUCUAAUAAAAACCUGUACAUACAAUAAAUAUAUA
Molecule: messenger RNA, 6805 nt
Organism: Ceratitis capitata (Mediterranean fruit fly)
Lineage: Eukaryota; Metazoa; Arthropoda; Insecta; Diptera; Tephritidae
Gene: Invadolysin
Product: leishmanolysin-like peptidase
Exons: 12
Coding region: 806-2956 (716 amino acids)
Biological process (GO): proteolysis; cell adhesion
Cellular component (GO): membrane; cytoplasm
Molecular function (GO): metalloendopeptidase activity
Source: RefSeq, a predicted model, not a curated record